AUGAAGGUGGUGAAGGGUCUGGAGCACAAGGCUUCUAAGGAGCAACUGAGGAAACUGGGACUGUCUAGGCUGGAGGAAAGAAGGCUGAGGGGAGAUCUUGUUGCUUCCUACAGCAAGGAGGUUAGGGGUGGCACUUGGCGGCCCCGGGCGCAGGGGCCGUGGCAGUUUGGCGCAGGAAGGCUGCCCGUAGCCCGGCUCUGCCGGUGGAACGCCGCCGAUAGCUCCGCUGCUGCCCGCCCGCGGAGAACUACAGCGCCCGUCGGCCCCUGCGCGCCGCCCCCACCUUUCCCGCCUCUCGCCGCUAUCUCCUGUCAGCCAGGAGCCGGUCCCGGCGCGCCCGAGCGGGGCUGCCGCAGGCAAAGAAGCUGCUGCGGGUGCCGGCCGCCCUCAGAAGGACGGCAGCGGAGUGGAGCCGGGUGGCCUUGUCCCGGGCCCCGUUCCUGUCCCUGUCCUGUGCGUGCGAGCGGCGUCUCCGCAUCUUCGCUGCCCCGUCCCGUCCGGUCCCGUCGCCGCCGCGGCGGGGCGGCUCAUGAUCUGAAGAUGGUGAUCCGCGUAUUCGUCGCCUCCUCCUCGGGCUCGGUGGCGAUAAAGAAGAGGCAACAAGAUGUGGUGAGGUUUCUAGAAGCCAAUCGCAUCGAUUUUGAAGAAGUGGACAUCACAAUGUCAGAGGAGAAAAGGCAAUGGAUGUAUAAAAACAUUCCUGAGGAUAAGCAGCCCGCGGAAGGCAACCCACUGCCGCCACAGAUAUUCAGUGAUGAUCGGUACUGUGGAGAUUACGAUAGCUUUUUUGAAUCAAAGGAGAGCAACACUGUCUUCUCCUUUCUUGGACUGAAACCUACUUUGUCAUCAAAGGAGUCAGAACCCUAGAAAGCCUACUUGAAGUGUUGACAAGCACAUCUCCUGGAUGAAUAACUGUUCCUCAGCACACAACAGCUUCCCUAAAGGAUCACUGUGAUAGAGCAAACAUACAUCAUUAGUAGUAGUCUGCUUGGUGCUCUCCCAUGAUGUGGAGUUAAUAACACACACAUGAAAUAGGGUUAAGGCUGGGCUACUCAUCUUCCUUUUUAAAACCACUCAUUGUUGAUGUUUCACUUUUGUCUUCGGGUUGCUUUGGCAGCUGGCACUCACAUUCUGACAGAUGUGUAGGUUUGAGAGUAAGGAGUGGAAGUAUUUGGCUUCUGUCCUUCACAGAUGUACUUUUGUAGUCAGAUUCCUUACCUUUUUUAAUUCUCCUAGCCACUGUAUUUGAAAUUAGCUCCUUGUGAUAGUUAAAGUGCUGAUGGUUAUUAGAGUGUUUGUGCUGGCUGUGAUCCAGAAGGUAAAACUCAUCAAUCUUAAGCUCUCAGUCUAAGCCAAUAGCUGCUGUGUUUUUGCUCUACCUUUAUUGCCAUGUUUGUACUAGAUCAUAUUCCUUACAAGAGACAUGGGCUGCUAAACUUGUUCAUGAGAACUUGACUUGUCUAGUGAUGCACAUUGCAACUUGCUGUUUAAAAACAGUUAUUAUGGAGGAGGUGCCAAAGUGAAAGAUUUUAAUGUGGUUCCUGCUCCAAAUGCUGUGCAGGAAAACUCUUGGUGGAAAAUACUAGGUAGUUCAGAAGCAGAGAUCUCAUAGCUAAUGAGCUAAUUGUCUCUUAACUGAGGAAGACUUAACACUCAAAGUUGGAGAUCUGUGGUUGGACUGUCUUAAAACUGAAAUUUGCCAAAAGCUUGGGUUUACCUUCAGUAACACACAGCUCCACCGUUAGCCACAUGAGAGUCAGGGGGAUACUUGGAGAGCCAGGACUCAGUCCCACAGAUGGCUAAAUACUCUAUCAUGGUCCAAGAGCACACCUAACUUACCCAGUUGUUGUUCUGGUUAUAUCCCCAGGUGUGGAAUGUGAAGGUGCCUCAAAGACAGUGAGUAUGUGCUUUGCUGGAUGAGGCCACAAUGGCCAUCUCAGCAGAGGGACAAGAGCCAAGUAAGGGAAGUGGAGAUCGUUUCAGUGGGAGUGCAUUGAUGCACAUGGCAGAGCUUGCCAAUAAUCAUUACAAAAUGCAUUCUAGACAGAAGUCAAAUUGUGUUAUGCAUUUUGAAUCAAGUCUGGCUAUGAGAAUAACAACCAUGCUGUAAUGCAGCUUUUACUCCAGUGAUUUCAUAAUGACAGGGUAGUGCUGUGCCCAUAAAUGUCCUUAUGUCUUUGGGUGAGUGAGAGACAACCGUUCUGCGGGAAAGCUGCCUUGCAGUCACACCAUCACCCAGACUGGCUCAAAGGAAGCCAAAUCUGUAAGAGGUGUCAGAAAGCAGCACUGUCUGUGCUACUAGUGGCAUGUUCUGCUAAACUCAGUAACCAUGGCAUAUGAGACAAGCUGGUUGGAAGGGGUAGCAGAAGGUCAUCUGGUCCAGUGCAGUCACCAUGAGAGCUAACACCAGCUCUAGCUCAUGUCAGCCAUGGGUUUGUCUACCAGAGUAUUAAAAAUAUCCAAAGAUGAAGAUCUCAUAACUCUGUAGGUAACCUGUGCCAUUGCUGUGGUGCUCUCCUAGUGAAAACUUUCAUUUGAUGUCCAGUUUCUACUCCUGGGCUGUAAUUUGUGGCUGUAGCCUUUGCUACAUACAUUUUGUGGCACUCACAGGAAGUGACUGGCACCAUCCUUUACCUAACUACCAUCAAGAUAGUUGUAGGCUACCAUUAGAUCACCUCUUAGCCACCUUCUUACCAAACUAAACAAAUCUGGCUUCUUCAGCCUCUCUUCACAAACUGUGUGCUUUAGGCCUCUGGUUGCUGUGGUGGAGGGCUGCUCUUCCCAGUUUGUGCACAUCCCUCUGGAACUAGGAGAAGACCCUAAAUACUUUGGAUGUGGCUUCAUCAGGGCUGAAUAAAGGGGGAUAAUAACUUUCCUCAGCCCUCAGGCCACUCUCCUCCUGAAGCAGCACACUGGAUGCUUUCCCCUGACACUGACUGAAGCUCUGCCAGCUAUUCCCAAACACUGAACCAGAUUCAGGUGUUCUUUAUAGGUCUGCUAAGGGUGCAUGGCAGGUCAUCAUCUGAGUCUCUGCUGAAGAUGCUGAACAAUGGAAGAACUGUAGCCUCUCAGAUUUUGAACAGUGGCUUACUCAAAGCUGCAGAGGUACAACAUGAACAGUGCUCAUGACUACCAGUUGCUAGAGUGGAGGACAGGUUAGCUUCCUGUUUGUGCUGUCACAGCUACAAACUUCUUACAGCUGCAUGGCUUUUCUCUCUAGUACAAACACAAAAAAGCUUUAAAAUUUGGGAUGUUGAAGGAGUCCUUCUGUAAAUGAGUUUGUCUUUGGUGUUCUGGUGCUUCUUCAGCUUAGUUAAAGGGCUAAAUGGAGCAGAAGUACACACAGAUUUUAAGCCCAUGGUUGUAGUUACUGUAGUUACUGACAGUGGUAAAAUACUGGAAUGGGCUACCCAGGAAUGUGGUUGAGGCCUCAUCCCUGAAGACAUUCAAGAUCAGAUUGGAUGUGGUCCUGGGCAACCUCAUCUGGUUGGAAGUGUUCUUACUGAGUGCAGGGGGUUUGGACAAGGUGACCUUUGAGGGUCCCUUCCAACCCAAUGCAGUCUGUGAGUCUGUAUUUAUAGCACCUUCUCUACAGGGAUUCCAAAUGAGAGUAGAUAACCUACAUGUAUAUCUGUAAGAAUUCUGUUGCCUGUGGUAAGUUAUGGUGACAUUUUGUCACAAAUCCCAUAUAUUUAUGAGACCUGAACCUCACUGUAGGAAGAGAAUGUGACAUGAGGUGGAGCUAUACAUUGUUGACUUCACAAAGUUCAACAUAAUUACUCCUAAAAAGAAAAAAAAGUUAAAGUAUUUAACUUUACAAAUGAAUAGCUACGAAUUUACACCAUUACUCACUUGCUUACAGAGAAGCCAUCCUGGAUUUAUCACAUACUUGAGAUGUUGUAAACUUUGAGAACUGCCUGAAGUCCCACUUCCUCUAAACUUCCCUCAGUAUCUAAGUAUAUCCACAGGAGUAAUCCUGGGUGAAAUCCCAGGCUUACUGCUGUGAAAGGCAAAACCCCGCUGAUUUCUCCAGGGAUGAAGUUAGUUUUCACAGGACUCCUCUUGAUUUUUGUUAACUGUAGAAUAGAAGCCUCCUUGCUGAGUGGAGAGCUGGUCCUGUUAAAGCUGUUAGGUAAACCUAGCUUAUUGCAGAGCACGUAUGUGGGCAUAAUCAGUUGUCUGGAGGACGACACUAGCUCCAAAGAGAACCCUGCUUUGCCUGUGUGGAUUGACAGUGUAAGUCCCUUGGAAAACGUGGUUUUGAUUUAUAAAUGGGUAGUAGAAAAAAAUGUUGCUUGAAUGUGAAUCUGGUCUGUUGUGUGACAGCCUUAUUUUUGUAAUCAAAGCCAGCAGAGUUCUAGUUUGUUACACUUGAUGAUCUGGAGUUUUUUUAAGCAGUUUUGUAAUGAUGAAACCUAGCUGCCAGGUAACCCAAAAAGGUUGGUGGAAACUAGAGCCAUUGACUGAAAGAAAUAGCAAAUUCUUAGCUCUGCUUGAAAAAAAAAAUGGGUGUACAAAGGUGUGCUUGAGAACCAAAUGAUCCCAAUUUGUAGCUGACACUUGUGGCUAACCCACUUUUUAAAAGGCAGAGCAGUGUGGAUUUAACUGUACCUCUUUGUUCCUAGCUGAAGUUGCUGUGUGGGCUGAGGUGCACACGCACGUUCACUGUAUCAGUGGCUUUGUUAGAGGUGGUUUUGUCUGUGCCACACACCACUGGAUAGUGCCUUGCCAGAAAGAGGACUGUUUCUGUAGGGUCUUCUUAGAUGUGCUGAAACUUUGAACUGAGAAAUGGGUACUUUCUCUAUAGCUAUUUUUCUAAUGAUGCAGGAAAUGGGUCUCGAGGUCUGAUUCAUGCAUGCCAUGUAAAGUUGAAGCAGUUUCUGAUGAGUCUUCUGAACUUGAGUUGUCUCAGUGUGGCUUUCUCUUCCUUUUUUCCGUUUUGUUGAGUGUUUAGAACCAAACCUUCUAAGGGGAGUGCACCUGCAGUAAAGCCCCUAAAUGCAUGUUUACACUUGAAAAUAAUAGUCUGAUGUAAGUGUUUAACAGUCCAAGUGCUGUCUAUGAAAUGGAGUUGCCAAGCUCCUAGUGGAUUUCUUGGUAGUUCUUCCCUUCCCUGUCUCUCCACUUCUUUAACCAAUCCAGUUCUGGGAAUACCAUGAUUUGGAAGCAGACCACUGAGAUUUUAGGCAGUGCCUUGUGGCACUUCACAGGACUGCAAGAGUGGGGUCAUCAACCUGGGAAGUGCCAAAUCUCAUGAGUCAUCAGUGACUUGUCUACUGAUUUCACUAGACCUUGGUCUCAGCAGUGGGGGGAGGAGGAGGGAGCAGGUUCGCUCUGUACUGGAAGCAGGAGUAGAAGACAGUGCAGAAUGGCCCACGGCUUGUUGAUGGCACCCUGAGAGGCCCUUGGCUGGCAGUGCUGUAUGUGAAACCACACUGUGCUGCUCUCCAUUGGACUCAGCUGCAUCAUGGCCUGUCCUUUACCCUCUUGCUUCCUAAGGAAUCUGAGAGGGGAAAUGGAGAACAGCCUCUUGAGAGCAGCCCUUCAGCCAGGUCAGGGCUGGCUUACUCCCUUCUUCUUGUUCUUUACCUCUUCCUAAUGUGCUUUGUCCUGUCCUGUGUAGACCUAUCUGCGUGCAAAGCUUCCACUCCUGACCCUCUGUAAGGUCCCUGUGAGGUGUCAAACACAGAGCUGGUGUUCACCAUCAUGGUGUCUAUGUUUUCUGACUUGGUGGGGGAGGGAGUACGUUGCAUCCUAGGCUGUGGAGUUGUAAAUGAUAGAUUAAAACCGUGUUCAUCUAAUAAAAAAUGUAAUUAAAGAAAAAAAAAAA
Messenger RNA from Pogoniulus pusillus (Red-fronted tinkerbird), 5830 nucleotides. RefSeq names its product SH3 domain binding glutamate rich protein like 2 (gene SH3BGRL2). NCBI's taxonomy places the organism in Eukaryota, Metazoa, Chordata, Aves, Piciformes, Lybiidae. The transcript is spliced from 5 exons. The coding region runs from base 1 to 867 and encodes 288 amino acids. Gene Ontology annotation, cellular component: cytoplasm. The record is from RefSeq and is a predicted model, not a curated record.